Messenger RNA from Phytophthora sojae, 570 nucleotides. RefSeq lists its product as hypothetical. The record is from RefSeq and is a predicted model, not a curated record. NCBI's taxonomy places the organism in Eukaryota, Oomycota, Peronosporomycetes, Peronosporales, Peronosporaceae. Bases 1 to 570 code for a protein of 189 amino acids. The transcript has 3 exons.
AUGCCUUCACACGCGCGAGGUACGCUGGUCGAGGAGCUACGAGUACGGCUCUGCCGGUGCCACUGCGAAGACCGAGUUGUUUCGAUCGAGACCUGGACGCUCCUAUUCGUGGAGGAGCCCGACCGCUACUUCGGCAAUGUGUGCGAGCUACACACCAUCUUCAACCCCCACAAGGCGUAUUACAUUCAGAACGAGCUGUUCACCGGCUACUCCCGGCAGGAGUUGAGCAAGGAGGCGAUCUUGCGCAUCUGCGCCCACCUAAGCUACGUGCCCCCACCGCUGAAACCAUGCGGGUGCCGACACUUCACCCUAAUGCGAGUCGACUCCACAGCGAAUGUCCAAGCGCGAUGCCGAAGGCACGACGGUGGAAACAAGCGGCAGGGAGGACGCCGAGAGCACGACAGGGACAGCGGGGUGUGGCAAGACUCCAAGAACGACAGAUACAACGGCGGCUUGAAGCAUGGAGUCUUCAUGGUCAGCUGGGGUCUGGUUACGGAGCCCACGAUGCCGUACGUCGACUCGAGUAAGCUCGUCCGCUACGAACGCUUCAUCUUGCAUUGGGUUCUCUAG